Molecule: messenger RNA, 3236 nt
Organism: Aspergillus steynii IBT 23096
Lineage: Eukaryota; Fungi; Ascomycota; Eurotiomycetes; Eurotiales; Aspergillaceae
Product: UBA/TS-N domain protein
Exons: 3
Coding region: 177-2909 (910 amino acids)
Biological process (GO): clathrin-dependent endocytosis; clathrin coat disassembly
Cellular component (GO): cytoplasm; intracellular membrane-bounded organelle; vesicle
Molecular function (GO): clathrin binding
Source: RefSeq, a predicted model, not a curated record
UUCCAUCCGCCGCCGCAUCUCCGACUGAGAAUCUCCCGUCCCGCUUGCCGUUACACUUGCUUCGUUUGCCCGGUGGAGGAAAACCAUGGAAUCCUUGCGUCAUUUCACUGCGACCUCUAUCCUAAUUCAAUGCUCCCAGACACCUAUCUACUUCUUCUUUUGAAUCUACAACCAUUAUGGAUGACCUCAGUGGCCUGAAUUGGUCUGCCGGCUCAUCCAAUGGCCCUCAGAAACCUCCACCCAUGAGCUCCGGCUCCUAUUUUCCUAAUGUGAGGCCAGCUAACCCCUCUGGCCGCUCUACGCCCCUCUCCUCUUCGUCUACCCCGUCCAACGCGCCAACCAAGGCUGCGACUUCGGAUAAAGACAGCUUCGCAAACCUUGUCUCGUUCAAUUCGUCAAAUCCCAAUAAAAACGUCCCUCUUAUCGAGCAGCAGAGGAGACUUCAAGAAGAGAGGGCCAAGAAGGAGGCAGAGAAUCGGUCUCGGUAUGAGUCGCAGUACGGAGGACAGAACUCCCAGUUCUGGGACAGCUUCGAGAAGGGAGGGAGUGGCAAUUCAGGUGGAUUUGGAACCCUGCCAGCCCAGCAGAAACCGCAGUCUCCCGACGAAGAUGAUAUUCUUGCUGCCUUUGACGCCUCGGCCCCCGUGGACAAGUCCUCCCACUUCCCCGUUCCGAGCCCAUCUCCUUCGCCGCAGGUCGGAACAAACUCUCCACAGCUCGCUUCCAAUGGAACGGCCUCAGCGCCCACAGCUGCGGGUGGCAUGGACUUCCUGGAUGACGACGAUCCAUUCGGCCUGAACCAACUGAAGCCCAAGCAGCAGGCACCUGCAGCGCAGCCUGCUGCAAUGAACGACGACGACGACGAUUUUCUUGGCUUGCUGGGCAAGCCCGUGUCAGAACUUCCUCCAAAACCCCCGGCCAAAUCGCCAACUCCCCCGUCUGUGCGCGAUAGUCCUCCGCCCCCGCCUUCCAAGGGGUCGAGCGGGAUGGAUCGCGCCGUCGCAGAGCUUGUGGAUAUGGGUUUCCCGGCAGACAAAUCGGCCCAGGCUCUACGGAUGACCUCGACGGGUACCGAUAUACAGGCUGCUGUUGGAUUACUGCUCACCCAGGCGCAUGAGGAAUCUCGACAGAGGUCUAGGAAUCGACCCACGGCCGACGAUCUUCAUCCGGAGCAUUCGGGUCAGAGCAGAGACCAGAGUGCCCGAUCAGAUCGCAGCGCUCCGUCAUGGAUGCAGCAAGAACGUGCCCAUACUGGUCGAAGCCGCAGCAACAACCGCAGCCCCAUGUCCGCAGAUAAGGACCCGGCACAGGUCGCAUCGGUUUUCGGAAACAACUUGCUUAAGACUGCCAACUCCCUGUGGAAAUCGGGUAGUAAAAAGGUCCAGCAAGUUGUCAACGAAUUCAACACGGAGCAAGAUCCUAAUCAACCCAAGUGGCUGAGAGAUGCGUCUAUGCAUGAGGAACCAUUCCCUAAUAACCGCCGCCAGCCUCCUGGCGAGUCUUCUCGCCCGCAGCCUGCGGAAUUCACCAACGAAGCUUUGCUUCUGGAAUCCGGAGGCGAUCCGCGUGCAUCACGCAGACCUGAUAGGUCGCAUGAAGCGCGCCCUCCACCUCGGUCGGACAGCGCGAGCUUCCGCAACCAACCGUCCCCGCCUGUCGGGGACAGACGGGCGCAACAGCCGGCUUUCUUGCGAGAGCAGGCGAGAAGCGAGUCAAGAGACCCCCGAGCUCGCGUGUCCAAGACCGCUGUCGAGCAGCAGUCCGCACAGGCAUAUGUUUCCCCUGCUCGGAGGAAACGACCCGUCGCACCGUCACCUGCUCCGGAGCCCGCCGUGGACUUGUUUGAGUCUCCUGCUCCAUCGAGUAUCGAACGACCCAAGCCGUCGUCCUCGCCGGCGCAGCCUUCACGCUCGUCGACUCCGGCCAAAACCCUACCUUCACGACCGAAGGUUCUCCCCCCUCGGGCCGUUCCCCCCUUGUCACAAGAGGCGCUCUCAUCCACCCACCGUCAUAAAGACAAGGGUGCCGAAGCAUACAAAAAAGGUGACUACGGCUCUGCCCACGAGUCGUUCUCUAUGGCCCUCAACAUGCUGCCGGAAAAACACCCCCUCACCAUUAUUAUUCGCAGCAACCGGGCCAUGACCGCUCUGAAAAUCGGUGAGCCGAAGGUCGCCAUCGGUGAUGCCGACAAUAUCUUGGAGGUCAUUGGACCCUCUAAGGGAGAAGCGGAAAGCAUCGAGCUUGGCAACGGCGAACCCAACAAGCCCAUGAAGGAUUUCUUCGGCAAGGCUCUGAUGCGCAAAGCGGAGGCCCUCGAGCAACUGGAGCGCUGGGCCGAUGCGGCACAGUCGUGGCGACAGGCGGUCGAAAAUGGCUACGGCGGCAGCACCAGUAUCCAAGGUCGCAAUCGGUGCGAAAAGGCUGCGGGCAUCAGCAAACCGGCAGCGAAGCCUUCUGCACCGGCACGACGCCCUGCUCCGGCUCCCAAGAAACCGUCUGCGUUGGACGACCUGGGCGGAUCCGCGUCGUCUGGCAUGGACUCGGCGGCUGUCAGCCGUCUCCGGGCCGCCAACCAAGCCGCCGAACAAGCCGACGAAGAGAAAUUCGCUCUCACCGAGUCGGUCGACGCCCGUUUGGCUGCUUGGAAGGGUGGAAAGCAGGAUAACCUUCGAGCUCUAUUGGGCAGUCUUGAUACGGUGCUAUGGCCCGAAUCCGGAUGGAAGAAGAUCAACAUGUCCGAAUUGAUCAUGCCCAACAAGGUCAAGGUGCAAUAUAUGAAGGGGAUUGCUAAGGUGCACCCGGACAAGAUUCCUACCAACGCCACGACCGAACAGCGCAUGAUUUCCAGUGCCGUGUUUGGGACAUUGAACGAGGCCUGGGAUAAGUUCAAGAAAGAGAACAAUCUAUAGUCCCUCUUGUUCAUAUAUCUCUUUCUUUUCGCAUAGACUAUUCAUUUUCUUUCGAUAUAUGGCCGGGUUUAUAACUAGGUCGCCAGAUAUCCUGUGCAUGUAGGUAGAUUUACAUGGGUUCAUGAAUCAAUGCAGUUAUGAAUACACCCAACCAACAAAUACGUGUUCGUUUACAAUUCAACUUUUAGGAUUUGGGUUUUAAUCUGAGCGCUUGUACAGGCAGGAAGGUACAUACUAGAGAAAUAGCACGACUGAGAAGCUCUCAAGCUUUCAAAUGGGUCCAAAGACUUGAUAUCCCAGACAAGAGUCCUCAUUCUCGGUGUGAAG